Molecule: messenger RNA, 3259 nt
Organism: Malania oleifera
Lineage: Eukaryota; Viridiplantae; Streptophyta; Magnoliopsida; Santalales; Ximeniaceae
Exons: 7
Coding region: 175-2958 (927 amino acids)
Molecular function (GO): protein binding
Source: RefSeq, a predicted model, not a curated record
ACUGCCCCAUGCCUUCUCUUCUCUGUCUCCCCAAUCCAGUCCAAUCACCCGCGCCCUCCUCCCCCUGCAAUCGGCAACACAACCCCAGUUUUUCAAAAAUGAAAAGAAAGAAUUCUUCUUUUCCUCCUAUUUUCUCACCUUUGAUCCAUUGACUUCCUUCGUAAAUGCACUACAAUGGCGGAAGUAAGGAAGGUGACCAUGAAUUGGGACGAAUUGGGAGAAGAGGAUGAUGACGAUCGCUUCUUCGAGACCUUUGAUCGGAUCUCUUCAGCUGUCCCCAUAGAUUUGGCCUCUUCUGGGUCGGACGAUGAUGAUGAAGACUUCGACGACAGCCGCAUGUCAUUUGCCUCUGCCAUAUCAUCGGCUCCCAGUGAGAACUUCCGGCGCAGCUUGGCAGCAGUUGCUGCAUCGGCUUCCAUGCCUGAAGAUUACAAUGUGUGGAUGGCAGAACCCGGAUCAAUCAAGGAACGUCGCAGGCGACUCCUUCAAGGGAUGGGACUGUCAUGCGACAAGGAGUUUCUCAGGCUCACCAGCGCAGAGUUCACAAGAACUGUCUCAACAAAGGUUGGAAAUUGUAAGGUUUCAUCACUGGUACUAGCUUCAUCUCCUAAGAAAGAAUCCAAACAAGAGCCUUCUCCUCCCUCGUUUACGCCAAUCAUGCUUGUUCGAUCAAGAUCAGAUGGGGACAUAGAAUCUUUCUAUGGAGAUGCGGAACGGAAGAGACAACUUAUUGGUGAGGUCUCAAAACAGCGUCUCACUAGAACAUUUUCAACAUCGUCACCAUGUUCUCGAAUGUGCCGUUUAAAAGCAAAUUCCAUUAGAAUGUCACAAAAAGAUGGUGGGGGCAAAUCUUCAAUGCGCAAAGGUCAUGGAUUGUCCUCUCUGUUCUCAAAUAAGCAGUUUGGUGCUUUCUUCUUGAUAAAGAACUUGGACACGGGCAAAGAGUUCAUUGUCAAUGAAUUCGAUCAGCAUGGAAUGUGGAACAGGCUCAGUGAUCUUCAGACUGGGAAACAGCUCACCAUGGAAGAAUUCGAGAAGUGCGUUGGCUAUUCCCCUGUUGUUAAGGAGCUGAUGAGACGGGAAAAUGUUUCGAGAAAUCCUGAUGAUGGGUGUAGUGAGAGGAAAGUCACUGCAAAUUCAUAUCUCACUAAGAGCUUCAGAUACAGCAAAAGACGAGGAGUUGCUUUGUUGAAGAACAUAAAGGGUGUUGCAAAUUCUAUGAGCGGAUUGAUAGCUGACAAAGACAGGGAACAUGCAUCUGCAACUGCAGUGGAGCAGAAACCCAGCAAGAACAACUCCUCCACAUGGACGAAAGUUCGACAGCAUGGGAAAUCUCUCAAGGAACUCACUGCUUUGCAUUUGUGUCAAGAAAUCCAGGCUCAUCAGGGUUCAAUUUGGACCAUUAGAUUCAGCACAGAUGCCCGUUACCUUGCCAGUGCAGGAGAAGAUAGGAUAAUACAUGUUUGGGAAGUACAGGAAUGUGAAGUAAUGUCAUUGAAACUAUCGGACGAAGUGAAUUCAACCCAUUCCUCCCCCCUUCAUCCCAUGGCCUGCAGUAGCCCAGAUCGAUCUGGUCUUGCAGAGUCUUUGCUAAUACCACCACAUAAGAAGAAAAAAGGGAAGGUUUCCUCGGCAAGCAGAAAAGGGAGUUCAAUUCCUUAUUAUGUUUAUAUGCCAGAGACCAUAUUUUCACUCUCGGAAAAACCUGCAUGCUCUUUCAAAGGUCAUCUGGACGAUGUCUUGGACCUGUCUUGGUCCAAAUCUCAGUUACUGCUUUCAUCGUCAAUGGACAAGACCGUUAGGCUAUGGGAUAUGGAAACCAAGAGCUGUUUAAAGUUAUUUGCCCAUAAUGAUUACGUAACUUGCAUACAGUUCAAUCCAGUAGAUGAUAGAUAUUUCAUCAGUGGCUCACUUGAUGCAAAGGUUCGGAUAUGGAGCAUACCUGAUCGGCAAGUUGUUGAUUGGACUGAUCUUCAUGAAAUGGUCACCGCUGCUUGCUACACACCAGAUGGACAGGGUGCCCUAAUCGGUUCACAUAAAGGAAAUUGCCGCUCAUACAGGACAGCCGAUUGCAAACUCAGCCAAAUAGGACAGUUUGAUAUCCAAAACAAGAAGAAGUCUCAGGCGAAAAAGAUUACCGGCUUUCAGUUUUCCCCAGAGAAUCCUUCUGAAGUGCUUAUCACUUCUGCUGAUUCUCGGAUCCGAAUUUAUGAUGGUUCAGACCUCGUACAUAAGUUCAGAGGUUUCCGAAAUACUAGCAGUCAAAUUUCAGCUUCAUUCAGUCCAAACGGAAAAUAUGUCAUAUGUGCAAGUGAAGAUUCUCAAGUAUUCGUUUGGAGGCGCGAAGAGCUAAAGAACGUAAGCACAGGAAAAGGCAAAGGUUCAGUCAAUACCCGAUCUCAUGAACACUUUCAGUGUAGAGACGUUUCUGUUGCAAUCCCAUGGCCUGGUAGUGUAAAAGGUGAGCAACCAACAAUGUUGGUGCAAUCUAAAAGGUACACAAAACGCCCCAUUCAACAGCCACCUUCCUCCAAUGGAUCUCCAACCUUAGAAGAUAGCUCUUUGAGCACACAAAGUAAGAGACAGUUACCACCACUUCCCAAGAAAAACACCAUGUCAGAGAAAUCUUCAACUUGCCAGGAGGAGGAGCUCUCUCAAACUUCAAGUGUAGACCCAGGGAUUGGAAUUGGUGAGUCUUUCAGUUCAGCUUCUGGUUCAUCUAGGUAUGGAUACUCACCUUCCAUUUCUGCUUCGUCCAACUCCCCAUCUGCAUCCUGGUCAUCCUCUUGGUAUUUAUUUGAUGGUAGUAAUAUCCAUGGAAGCCAUACUGCCCAAGCAACAGCAUGGGGCAUGGUGAUUGUAACAGCUGGCCUGGGAGGUGAGAUUAAGGCUUACCAAAAUUUUGGACUGCCAGUUAGGAUUGGCCGCCAGCCCCAUAUCCUCAGGGAUCUCGCAUAAACAGUUUCGUUUUAGUAAAGAUGGAAAAGUUUUGUCAUAGAGCAGGAGCUGAGAACAGUUACACACAACUCUUUUGAUUGAGACUGAAAUCUGGAACUGUGAAAAGGUGACACUAAUAGGUUCUAUUUAGUUGAUCUUGAAUGUGAAUAGCCCAGUUUGCUCGCCAAAUUUCUUGUAAAUCAUAGCCCAACAGGAUAGAGAUAUGUUCAUUUGUUUGUCCAAAAGCAAAUGUGCUUCGGGCACUUCUAACCAAACAUUGGUCCAUGACACAAAAUUUAUCAUGAUGCUUCUGAAUACCUUG